AAAUUAUUCAUAAAUUGAAGAAGAAAAAUAUAUUGAGUGGCAAAGUGAACAGAGGAAAAUCAUGAGAGAAAAUGUGUUAAGUGAAAACUGGUAUGAUGUGUUUAUGAAAACGCCUCUGUGUAUUCAGUUCAAACAACAAAUUGUUAGAGUUCGGGAAAUACACACUAGACAAUGAACGACAAUUUUCAUAAAAAUAUUACUCACAGACGCGAAUGCAAUAGACGUCAUUGACUAAAAAAAAGAUGGAUUGUGCCUGGUGGAAACGAUGAUUGGAACAUUGGUAUACAUAUGCGAAAGUAUGCACGCACACACAUUUGCACAGUGAGUGCGGCUUUGAUAGUGGUUGUGGUGAUAGUCUAAAAGUUUUCACUUCGAAGACGAAAUUUCGCCAUCCAAGUAGUCUCCGAGUUCUACUUGACUAGAUCGAACGUGAGCAUCGACUUUACUAUAGAAAUGACAAAAUAAAAUUCACAAAUAAACAGAUUUAAUGGGAACUACUUUUAUCAAGCGGGUGCAACCAAAAAAAUCGAAAAACCGAAAACAUAAAUAGUAUAACUACAUAUAACUACUCAACGAAUAAUAAAAAAUACUUGUAAAUAAAUGAGAAAAUAUACACAAUAACAAAUUUGAAAAAUAUUUAAAAGCUGAAUUCAGAACCACUAGAAUAUAUGUUCAUACAUAUUUGCAAUACCUGUGGAGAAAUCGGAAUAUUUUUUAUACAUAUGUACAUACGUAUGCACACAAAUAUAUUCAGAAUAUAUAGCACAUAAUAAAGGCCGUAAAUAUCGAAAAACCAAUAAAGCAAAAAUGCAACAAACGCGUUCACAGCGGAGGCAAUCCAGUCAUCUUUUCCAAAUGCAAGAUGGACUGAGUCCUAAAAAAACAGCCGUCAUAAUUGUGACCGUAGUUGGUUGCAUUGCAAUACUUUGGCCGAAGGUAUUCUACCCGAUGAUGUUCGGUAGCAACGUGCCCGCGAAAAGUGGAAAUUUAAAGGAUCAACUUGGACCGGGAGGUUGUUGUGAUGUUGUUAUUGACAGAGAUAAAUUUCUGAAUGAAACUCCAACAGAAAUCGGUCCACAAUUGUAUCGCAAGCAACUGAAUUUAUAUACCGGAGAGAUGAAUUCUAAUCCAGGUUUACGGCAGGAGCGUCCAGCACAUUUACAUCCCGAAUCCAUCUAUCAAGCGAUGCGUGAACGGGGUCGUGCCAUUCCUGCAACUACACCGACAGUGCCAAUUUUGGAGCGCAAAGGAUCAGCCAGCAAUCCACCGCCACGUGUCGUUGAUGGCCGGCCUGGCCCUAUUCCCGGAAUGCGCCCACCCAUGGGCGCCGGAUCUAUGCAUCAACCGCAGGCCCGCGCUGGUAAUAGUAUGGGCUUCAUAAUGCCACUUUAUACAAUUGGGAUAAUAGUCUUCUUCGGUUACACGAUUAUGAAGAUAGUGUUCAAGCGGUCAACGCCGAAUGCACCUUAUGGACCCAUGCCUACCAACCCCGACUUUAGAAAAGAAGUCUUUGGUCAAGAAAAUGGCAGACAAGUUGACGAAGCGCAUAAUUCUAAACUAGGGUGGCGCGAACAUCAAGCAAGGUCAAAACCAUAUGAAAAAAUCAGCAGUGGUGGUGGCGGCGGCGGUGUUGCAAGUGGCAGCGAGCUUUACAAUGCCAGUUUGGCUACUGCCACGGCGGCAUCCAUUCUUUCGACGCAGCUGAAGCAGCACACUCAUGGCAUACCCAGCACUUUUGGUGGUGCUGGCACUGGCGCUGGGGGAAGCUUGGCUGCCGGAUACAGCAAGGAAACUGAACAAUUGAUGGAAAUUGAGAAAUUGCGUAAAAAACUUGAGGAUACCGAAAAGGCGAUGGCAAAAUUGAUCGCAGAAAUGAACUCAGACCAAUACGAAGCUAAGAAAUCAAGCGAAAAUCCGACAUCGAACUUUGGAGACAUUUCCAAUGGGCAUACGAAAUCUGAGCAGGAACAUGAGCAUGGAGGUUAUAAAGAUACAAACGAGCGAUAUCUGGCGAAUAGUGAAACUCCCUCGAAUGUAGAUAGAGAACAUAAACAUGAAGUUCAGAGUCCUAUUAGUAAAACCACAAGCGAUGCUGAACAAAAGAACAUCCAACAACGAAUGAAAAGGGAAGGCAGUGCUGAUCGAUCAGUGGCGGUUCUUGGAAUGGAGGUGACAGCAAGUUGUGAGGGUGGCCAAAAGUGGACAGGCCGCCCUCCAACACCUGUUUUCUUUUCGCACCAUGAGCAUUCCAAUGGUAAUAACGAAAGUCAGGCGCCUGAACCGCAAUCCAUCUACUUGGAAGGUGCUUUGGCGCACGAGUCACAAAUAUUGGUUACCGAUUCGGAAAUAAAAACAGAGGAAGUUUAUGACAAAGAGUUGAAUGGGUCACCAGAGGAGCCAGCGGUGGUGUUGAGUAGUAAGAUGACAUUAUCGCUAAUCAAUUUGGAUACAAGUCAUGAAAAUAAUUAUGUGGAAAAUCAACCGGAAAUCGAAAGUCCCCUGGCGGAUGAUAUCGAAAUAAUUGGUGCUGACGAAAAAUAGAAAUUAUAUAAAGAAAUUAAUAUGAACUUUACUAAAUUCAAUUGACAAAAUGUUAUAAGUAAAUUGGAUUUCGGUCAAAACUUCUUCAAAUGGCAUGAACCAAGAUCUUCUCAAUGUUCCGCAAAUAUAUUCGGCAAUUAAUAAUAUACAUUAAUACUUAGAUAAAUUUCAAUAAAAUUAUGGUAAUCUCUAUGAAUGAAUUAUACAUUUAUAGUAUUUUCUAAGUCGUAUCGAUUUAGAGUUUUAAUGAACUUUGAACUGAAAUUGUUUUCCAAGACCGAGAAGUUUACGCCAUGCAUGAAUAUUUCUAGACUCUGAUUAUAUUUGUUAAUUGUAUAUUUGUCGUAAACAAAAAUAAAAUCAUGUACUUCCGUUGUA
Molecule: messenger RNA, 2919 nt
Organism: Bactrocera neohumeralis
Lineage: Eukaryota; Metazoa; Arthropoda; Insecta; Diptera; Tephritidae
Gene: RIC-3
Exons: 12
Coding region: 808-2541 (577 amino acids)
Biological process (GO): protein localization to cell surface; synaptic transmission, cholinergic
Cellular component (GO): neuronal cell body; intracellular membrane-bounded organelle; neuron projection
Source: RefSeq, a predicted model, not a curated record